Molecule: messenger RNA, 1293 nt
Organism: Cylindrotheca closterium
Lineage: Eukaryota; Bacillariophyta; Bacillariophyceae; Bacillariales; Bacillariaceae
Source: the annotation of a GenBank genome assembly
AUGAAGUUUUCGACUCUGAUUGUGCCUUCCGCAUUUCUGUACAGCCUUUGUGUUGUCGAUGGAUCAUCUCUCCGAGAAAAGAAAGUCAAAGGCGACACCUUUGAUCCCCAUCGACAGCUGUUACGGCAAAGAAAGGAUGUGCCAUUUAAUCACGUCUUGAAAGCCACAUUCAAGCUUGCACGCCAAUCGUCUUAUUCGUUUCCUGCGGAUCCAUCUUUGCCCACAUUGUCGCCUGUUCCAGUGCCACCGGUCCCAUCACCUUCUGCGUUGACAAAAACCAACCAAAAUGAAGCAACAGGGGGGCCCUUACCCACUUUUCCGCCAUCGCCAUUACCAACCCCAAAACCGACGCCCAAACCCACUCGAACGCCGACAAAGAAUCCAACUCCAGAACCAACAAAACCGCCCACACAAAAGCCGUCGAAAAAUCCAACUCCAGAACCAACAAAGCAGCCCACACAAAAGCCAACUCCGGUGCCACCAACAACCAGUCUCACGACUAUUGGAAACAACGGAGUCCCAGAGAAUGUAUUUCCUCUAGGCAUGUGCUAUGGAGAUUGCGAUAGAGAUUCUGACUGUCAGUCUGGUCUGAAAUGCAUGGAGCGCGGCGCUUUUGAAAAGGUUCCAGGUUGUAAUGGCAAUGGAGCAGCUGGCACUGAUUACUGUUUCGAUCCAUCCAAGACCGACGCACCAUCAGAUAAACCCACGCCUGCUCCAGUUACAGCAAAGCCGACAUCACAGGGACUAGGAGACCCUAACCACAAUUUCAUGAUGCGACUGUAUUGGUCAAUUGACUACUUUUGGCAAGAGACUAAGAAAGAGGCUUGGUGGUGCAUGGAAUGCACGAAAUGUGACGAAUAUUCGUUGGGCGACGGACCGAAUCAUGGAUGCGUUACUCCUGGAAGUAGAAGUAGUUCCUGUGCAACUGGGCACUUGAUCUGGAUUAGAAAAUGCACAGAUACGCGAAGGAAGUUCGAAUGGAACAUUGUGAACAAUCCAGGAUCCGGAGAUCAAAUUCGAGCAGACGGUACCAACUUGUGUUUUCAUACGGUUGACAAUCGAUACCUUGAGAUUCAGCCAUGUGAUAACACAAGAAGUGAGCAGCUCUUCAUGCCGAUCGCCGACUUGGACAGAUUCGAGCUGAGACCUUACUCUCAGCGAAGGUGGUCACGCAACGAUGCGAUUUGCCUGACUCAAAUGCAUCAUCCAAAGGAGAAAGAACUUGUUGGAAUGCAGCCCUGCCGCCGAGCCCUGGGUCACGAGACCCUCUACUGGGAGGAAUUUCAACGGUAG